Messenger RNA from Solea senegalensis (Senegalese sole), 4797 nucleotides. It is a transcript of the gene hyal6, whose product is annotated as hyaluronoglucosaminidase 6. Gene Ontology annotation, molecular function: hyalurononglucosaminidase activity. The transcript has 4 exons. Lineage: Eukaryota; Metazoa; Chordata; Actinopteri; Pleuronectiformes; Soleidae. The record is from RefSeq and is a predicted model, not a curated record. The coding region runs from base 141 to 1649 and encodes 502 amino acids. Gene Ontology annotation, biological process: carbohydrate metabolic process; hyaluronan catabolic process.
UCUACAGUCAGACAAUAUCUGCAUCAGAGGUUAAAAUCAAGUUACUAGGCAAGGAAAUAAUCUAGAAAGAGGCCCUUAUGCUCGGCAUGAUCAGAGGAAACAGGACGGACCACUAAUUGCUAGAUGAAGAAUCAGGUGCCAUGGCGCAGAUGGGGCUCCCUCUCCUAACGUUGGCCUUGUGGGUUAGCGUUCGAGUAAAACUCCAUGUUGGUGGUGACCAGCUGAAGCCUGCCUGUGCACCUCUGCUGCCUCACCGGCCCUUUGUAGUGGUGUGGAAUGCUCCUACUGAAUCAUGCCGCCUUCGGUUCAAGGUGGACCUUGACCUCAGUGUUUUUGACAUUGUUGCAAACCUCAACGAAACCCUAAGUGGACCGAAUGUCACCAUAUUCUACCACAGCCACCUGGGAUACUACCCAUACUACUCCAACUCUGGGGUCCCUAUUAAUGGUGGUUUGCCACAGAACCAGAGCAUCUCCAAACAUCUAGGCAAAGCCCGUACCGAUAUUGACAAGCUGAUCCCUCACAAGGAAUUUCGAGGUCUGGGUGUCAUUGAUUGGGAGAACUGGAGGCCUCAGUGGGUCAGAAACUGGGGCUCCAAGAACAUCUACCGCAACAAGUCCAAAGAACAUAUACGCAAACUUCACCCAAACUGGCCUCAGAGCAAGGUGGAGAAGGAAGCAAAAGAAAAUUUCGAGAGAGCUGGACAGACCUUCAUGAACCUGACCUUGGCGCUGGCUGAAGCCCGCAGGCCGAAUGGACUGUGGGGGUUUUAUCUGUUCCCAGAUUGCUACAACUACGGGUACAAGCAGCAUCCACACCACUACACUGGGGAAUGCCCCAACAUUGAGCAUGUCCGCAAUGACCAUCUAAUGUGGCUCUGGAAGGAGAGUACGGCCCUUUAUCCAUCCAUCUACCUGGACUAUGAGCUUAAAUCAUCCCACAACACUGUCAAGUUUGUCCACUAUCGAGUCAAGGAAGCCAUGAGGAUUGCAUCCAUUGCUCGUGCGGACCUAACAUUGCCUGUGUUUGUCUACUCCAGACCUUUCUAUGCCUACACCUUUGUGGUUCUUUCAGAGAGUGACCUGGUUCAUACCAUUGGUGAGAGUGCCGCUUUGGGAGCAUCAGGCGUUGUCCUCUGGGGAUCAUCAGAGUACGCUCGAACACAGAGGAACUGUCUGACAGUGAAGAAGUACAUCGAUGGUCCGCUGGGACAUUACGUCAUCAACGUCACAUCUGCUGCUAAGCUCUGCAGCAAAGCAUUGUGCAAGAAGAACGGCAGGUGCAUCCGCAAGACUCUCGACUCUGGUGCUUACCUGCACCUGAAUCCACGCUUUUUCCAUAUCCACUACAACCCGGCAUCCAGGGGCCCCCACUUCCAUGUUAGCGGUCACCUCAACAACCAUGACAUCCUGGACAUGAAGCACAAGUUCACCUGCCAUUGCUACCAGGGCUGGACUGGGGUUCACUGUGAGAUGCCCCAGGCUCCACCCCAUCCUCCUCCUCCACAACAACCUGCCAUCCCACUUCCUUACCCCCGUGGGCAAAGCCUGCUCGGAGAUAUCCUGCUCCUCCUUUCCCUCCAUUUCUCCUGUCUGUGCAUCAUCAUGUUUCUGGGACUCUGUCUAAUUAUCAAGUGUCUGAUUCUCUAGCCAACAUAUUAGGACCAAAACGUAACUGAACAACAGAAUGGUCUGUAGAAAAAACUGAUUUUUGUCCCACCAUGUUAAAUUCCAUUGUCUUGGUGCUUUUUGUCCACCUGGUGGCCCCGCUUACUUCAAACACCCAAGAGUUGGCAUUUACCUCUUUCUACAACAGUUUUGCCAUCUGGGUGUGUUUAUUAUGGGAAGGAGAAAAGUCAUGUAAAUGUCCUGGCCAAGAAAAUGUCCAUGGACUUCAAUCAACCUUUAAUUACAUCAAUGUUUGCUAAAUACCAUUCAAAAAUGGUGGUGACAAAGACGAAGUGGGCAGAUUUGCCUGUAGGUGGAGACAUGAAGCUACCAUGUGGACGGACCAAUCACAGCUGGGCACACCCUGGACAGAUUGCCAGUCUAUCACAGGAUCAACAACCAUUCACUCUCACACUCAUACCUAUAAUCAAUUCAGAAUGUUCCAAAAAACCCAUAUGCACACGUAGAGUACAUGCAAACUCCACACAGAAAGACCCUCGUUUAAACCGGGAUUCGAAAAGGUGACCUUGCUGUGAGGCAACAUUUCUAGGAAAAGGCACGGUGUACAGAAUUCACCCAGGGUCCAUAGAGUAGCUGCACAUAGACCAAUGCAUGAUAGAUUCAUGACCUUGGAGCAGUUUCACAGGAAAACACAUUCACAGAAAUUCCUUAAACCAUUGCACCCACCAUAACAUCUGUACACUAUCCACGUGAAUCCAUGUGAUGACAGCAUCAUAAGAAGGUAUCCCAGAGGCCUCCGUUUUCAUCCGAGUCGUCCAACAGGAUCAGGGGCCCAUACCACAUCAGAUGACUUUAGAAGCAGCUUCACUCUUCAUUGUUUCAAGCCGUGAAGGCACCCUAUGAAGGAAAUCAUAGGUCACUUGCAUCCACUUUAUCGGUCUUCACUGCUAUUUUGUGUAGGCUUAGAGAUUUUCAGCCUUGUUUGCUGUAAAAGCUGGAAGAAGAAACAUGGAAAAGUGUUAUUCAGAAAGAAAGAAAGAAAGGAUAUAUGACAGUCACUGUCUGGAAAGUCUAAUAAAAAGACAACACCCUCCAAACUCUUUAAAUAGCAAUUAUUGCUCUUACUACGGCCCAGUGAACAACAUUAACACACAUGCAGACAGGUUUGCCUUCCUGGCAAACUGUUGCUUAGAGAUAAUUUGGAUAAUUGCUGCAGAGAUGAUGGGUUUAGGGAAAUAUCAGUUUCAGCCACACUUUGAACACUAGGUUUUUCAUACAAGGAAGUCAAAUUUGUCUUUUUCUUUGACAUUCAGCAAUUAUCUAAGCAGUGGAACUCUUUUUGUGCCAGUGUCUGUUUACAGCCUGGAUAAAAGAGAUGCAUGGAGGAAUUAUCUUGUAAAAUUUCACACACAAUUGAAGAAUCUACUGGCUCUAUUUGAACAUAACAAGAUGAUUCCUUCAGGCUUUUUUCUUUUAAAUUAAGCAAAGGCAUUGCAUAAUUACAGAUUUUGCAUAAACGAAGAAGCAACAGCAUUGAGUGUUGUACACGUUGAACAGCAAAGUGCUGGAAAAAGUAGAGAGAAGAGCUGGAGCACAAACUAAACACAUGUCAUCUAUUAAAACCUCAUAAGAAAAAUCAGUAAAUCAACACAGUCCCUGAGACAUUUUGGUUAUUUUACGGUCUGUGUCAUUUGUUUCAUUUGGGAUAAUGACUGUAAUGAAGCUGACAACACAGCCAGUACUUCAUCAGGCUGCUGAGUGUAGACUGAGUGCAGUCUGGUUGAGACAGCGCACGUCAAAUGAGUUGCCAUCGAGCUGCGGCAGGACGAGUCACAUGACCAAAAUGACAAAACAAUAGUCUCUGUGUUUGUCCCAUGAGAAAGGGAGGGUUGUGCCGACUGGCAAAUUUUGUUCUAAGAGGUGAGAGAUUAUUUUGCUAAUGGACAUUUAUGAUGAAAAAAAAUAUCCGGAGCUCAACUGUGGAUUAAAGAGGGCAAUGAAGUGACCUGAUUGUUUUAAGUGCACCUAGUGUUGGUGGUUUCUGCUAAAUGAUCACCUUUUGUUACUAAAAUCAAUGGAACUACAUUAGUGUGUGUUUGUACGCAUGUCUGUAUUUUUUUUAUUCAGUGUAGGUAGAUGGUGGACAAAAAAAGGAUUACAAGCUCUGACAUCUACAAGCUACUUUUUCAUGAUUACACUGUUGCAGGUUCAUCUAAUACAUAUUGUACUGUUAGAGUAAUCAAUAACAGUACAAUAUGCAGCUCUCAGAUCAAAGCAACUGAAAAAGGAUCCUGCAAGGAGGUCGACUGAAGAAACAAAUACAAGCAUUUGAUCACACAAAACUAAAAAAACAGAUGUUUGCCAGUUAUUGAGCUCACUAUACCAUCCUCUACAUAAAAAUGUAGGAGUGGAAAAUUAGUGAAUGGGAUUUUUAGACAAAAGAAAAGUCUUUGAGUGACGUAAAAUGCCUUGAGUUGACUUCAAUGCCACUAACAAGCAUUUAUGUCAUUUACAGUGGCAGUCAUCAGAUUGCUCCUGUGCACACACUGAACAUCUGAGCCACAUUCAAAGUUCUUAAAUGUUAGUCUGGCAGAGCAGAAGCUGACUUGGCGGAAUAUUUCUGCCAGCAUGUUUCUGUUUGUGGUCAUUAUCAGAUUAUGAUGAUCGGCAGACGAGGACGUAAACACCUGGGGCAUCUGGAGUUACUCUCAAUUAAACCUGAGAACGCGAGAACAGAGAAAAUGAUCACCGUCACUGAAAGUUAUAUCACAAAAUAAUUUGUUUCCUGUUCUCGUAUGACCACAUCUAAAGAGUCGACUUUCUAAGUACGCCGUUCACUGUAUCAACUUCAUAAAACAAACUGCCAAGGUUUAUCAUCCAAUGUGUCUUAAAUAGACAGAAACCAAACACCUGCAAUUUUACAAACCUCAACGCUUCAGUUUGCUCCUCUACUUGAACUAAUAACCAUAAUCAGCUGCAGUGCAGUGUCAGCAGUCACUCUGCAGCAGUCACUCUUCAGCUCAGCGGUGAAGCUGAAGAGACUUGACGUGUGUUUGUUCUGUGCUGAACUGAACAAAGACAGUGUUGAUGAAAUUGACCCGAGCUUUUAAAGGAUUUUAGCACUAUCUUUGCUUUUUUUGUAGCCAAUUAAAGAGUUAGUGAGGCCUAA